AGUCCGACGUCAAUGUUGAAUGAAAACUCUCCUCGCAAGAGCUAAAAAAUAACGUGCCGAAGUUUUUGACCCGGCUCAAAAGGAAUCAAAAAAAUUUAAACGGAAAAAGUUUACUUAAGAAUUAAUUAUUAGAUUCUAUAAAAAUUAGUAUGAAAAGUCCAACGAAAAGUAUAACAAGUUUUCGCAAACCAUCAUUAAUUUCACAAAAUGAGCUGGAAAAUUCUUUAGAAUUCCAAUCAAGUCAAUCAGAAGUGAGUUGGAAAAAUGACGAAUCCUCACCUCAACAAAGAAAGGACAAAAACAAAACUGAUAAUAAGUGUUCUAAUGACUUCAACCAUACUCCCGUGCGAAUUAUGAAACGACAAGUAAUUCCAUUGGUGAAGUAUAAUAAACAACAGGAAGAGCAAAAAAGUCAAUUGGACGAAAAUAUAAAUCCUGACGACUAUCUUGAAGCAAGUUUUUCACAAGACUUUGAAGAAAUUGCUUCUUCAGAGAAACCUAGUCUCACAAAAAUUACUACAGAAAAUAAUCCAGUGAAAUCAAAUAAAACAUUUGAUAUUUGGGAAGGUGAUGAAAUUCUUAGUGAAGUUCCUCUUGAAAUGUUGACACAAAACAUAAAUAAUAAGAACGCGGAUAUAAAAAACUUACGGAAUUUGACGAAACAUCGUACUAAUUCUUCGAUCUCAUCUAACUUUUCAAUUAAAAAAUCAGACAGUUAUGAUAAAUUUGAAAACAAAUAUCAGCACAAAGAUCCAAUAACAUCUCCAAUUAAAACAGAUUCAAGAAAUGAAAAAGGUAAUCUGAUGACAACAAAUUCAUUAAAGGAGAACUCGAGUCAGAGAAUUUGUUCUCGGGAAGAGAUUGAAGCAAAACGCCAGGUUGCCUUGAAGCGUUUAAGAGCAACAAGAAAGAGAAAAAACAUUAAAGAAAGAAAUUUUGAGGCAAAAUGAAAAUUAAGGAGCUGUGACAAAAGAAUUAUCUUUCCAGAAUGACGUCAGUACGAACACAUAUGAAGAAAUUUGAUAAAAGUAUGCGCACAGCAGCAAUACGAGUUAAUCAUAUUGAGAAGACAUUUUCCGACAUUUCCUUUUGUAAAUAUGAGGAAGGAAAAAUGAUUAAAGCUCAACACACAGCCUUGGAAAUUAAAAUAAACGUUUGCGUUUAAUUUUAUUUGUUGUAUGAAGAUGUUAAAAGUUUAAACCUUACUUAGAGGUAUGUACGUGGAAAUAACUUUUUGUUUUUCCACUGAGCGUGUUGUACAUAAAUAAUCACUGCGCAUGAUUAUAAAAUAUCAGGAGAGGGAAAAGUUUCCAUUUCAGCAUAUCAACGUUAUUCACUUUUUAUCACUCAGUCAAGUUGAAAGGGAAAAAUGGUGACUUCUAAGAAAGGUUUAAAUUUUUGAUGAAGAAGAGUUUUGGGUUAAAAGUGAAGAUAAAUAUUGUUAUCGACAUAGGUACAUAGACAUUUACCUUUUAGUGAGUGUAAAUGUGAACUUCAAAAUUCAAAGUGAACAGAGAGAAACAAAGCUAAAGAUUUAUUUUUUUCCAACAUAAGUUAGAUACCAGAUUUUAUUUAACCACACACAGAUUUAAAUGAGUUUUUAUUGCAUUUUCUCAUCGUAAAUACAUAUUUGAUAAUUUAACAAAACGAAAGUAAAGUGUAGGACUUUACUUUUCAAAGUAUUCAUUUCCAACUCAAUAAAUAUUGUCCAAAAAUAAAUAGAAACACAUAUCUAAGUCAACAGAUUAAGGAAUAAAAUAAAAAGGAUAAUUGAAAAAAAAAGGUUGGAAUAUAUCAGAAUAUGCUAAAGAAAUGGAAUGCCCUUCUCUUGGGACUUUUCGUGUUAGCAAUUACACUGGAAACAGCGUCAACAUCUGCAUCAAAUGAAUUGUUCACGAGCUCAUUUUUAGUUCGUUUCAAGCGGAGUGUCAAUAAUUUAGAAGCUCAUGACAUUGCUAAACGGAACUCAUUUCAUAACAUUGGACCACUUCCUGGUAGUUUCGGAAAAGAGUAUCAUUUUCGACACAGUUCGAUACCUCAUGUCAGGUCAAGAAGAAGCAUAGCCCACACAAGAUUAUUAAAAAAAGAGCCACUGAUUCACAAUGCUAUUCAACAGCCGGGAUUUAAACGUGUUAAACGAGGUUUCCGAACAUUGAAAAGUCCCGCAGCCAUCAGCAAUUAUCCUAUUGAGAGUGAAAAAUAUAGCGAAAGCUCUAAUGUCCCAACAGACCCUUAUUUUCCAUUUCAAUGGUAUUUACGUAAUACCGGUCAGAAUGGUGGUAAAAUGAGAUUGGAUUUAAAUGUUCAAGCGGCAUGGGAUCAAGGCGUAACUGGCAAAAAUGUAACAACAGCUAUUAUGGAUGAUGGUGUUGACUAUAUGCAUCCUGAUCUUAAAUUCAAUUAUAACGCUGAAGCCAGUUAUGAUUUUAGUAGCAAUGAUCCAUUCCCUUAUCCACGGUAUACUGACGAUUGGUUCAACAGCCAUGGAACACGUUGUGCUGGAGAAGUUGCGGCAGCUCGUGAUAAUGACAUUUGUGGUGUCGGCGUAGCAUAUGAUUCUAAAGUUGCUGGCAUAAGAAUGCUCGAUCAACCUUAUAUGACAGAUUUAAUUGAGGCUAACUCAAUGGGACAUGAGCCACAUAAAAUUGAUAUUUACAGUGCUUCAUGGGGACCAACAGAUGAUGGGAAAACUGUUGAUGGUCCAAGAAAUGCAACAAUGCGUGCAAUUGUGCAAGGAGUUAAUGAAGGCAGGAAAGGACUUGGAAACAUUUACGUAUGGGCAUCUGGAGAUGGCGGUGAAGAAGAUGAUUGCAAUUGCGAUGGAUAUGCAGCAUCAAUGUGGACAAUCUCUAUUAACAGCGCUAUCAAUGAUGGUCAGAACGCGCACUAUGAUGAAAGUUGUAGUUCUACAUUAGCAAGUACAUUCAGCAAUGGAGCGAAGGAUCCAAACACUGGAGUGGCAACCACGGAUUUAUAUGGCAAAUGCACAACAACACAUUCUGGAACAUCGGCUGCAGCCCCUGAAGCUGCUGGAGUUUUCGCUCUUGCAUUGGAAGCCAAUCCAAUUUUAUCGUGGCGUGAUAUACAACAUUUGACAGUUCUAACAUCAAAGCGAAAUUCACUUUACGAUGCAAAAAAUCGCUUCCAUUGGACAAUGAAUGGAGUAGGUCUUGAGUUCAAUCAUCUCUUUGGCUUUGGUGUGCUUGAUGCAGGUGGUAUGGUUACUUUAUCAAAACAGUGGCAAACCGUCCCACCACGCUAUCAUUGUGAAGCUGGAACUAUUACCAAAUUACAAGAAAUUCCAUCGUCUCGUUCGUUACUACUAAGAAUUGACACCAGUGCAUGCCGUGGAACAGAUACAGAGGUUAAUUAUCUUGAACAUGUUCAAGCAGUUAUCACUGCUAAUGCAACACGCAGAGGCGAUUUGGAAAUGUUCUUAACUUCUCCUAUGGGAACAAGAUCGAUGAUUUUGAGCAAAAGACCGAACGAUGAUGACCAUCGCGAUGGAUUCACAAAAUGGCCAUUUAUGACAACACAUACAUGGGGUGAAUAUCCUCAAGGAAAAUGGCUUUUAGAAGUAAGUUUCAAUUCAAAGGAACCUCAAACUGGAUGGCUCAAGGAAUGGUCUUUAGUUCUUCAUGGAACAAAAGAUCCACCAUAUAGAACAUUGUCACCACAAUCACCGCAUUCUAAAUUAGCUAUCGUCAAAAAAGCACACGAAGAUCGGCUAAAGAUGUAAAUUAAUGGACCAUGAAUAAUGAGAAAAAAAAAGAGAAUUUAUUGGCAUAUUUUUAUUCAUUUUUAACUGAGUUUUGUUAUUUUUAUUUGUAUUGAGCUCUGCAACGUUUUAUCAAAUUUUGUUUUUAUGACAAAAUGAAGAGGCUGUGGAUGGAAACAGUAUUCUGUGUGUUUAAUUUUAUUGUAUCCACAAGAUGUUAAGAAAAGUUUAGACUCUGCGAAGAUUAAAAUGAUGGAGGGAGGAGGGAGAGAAAUCAAAAAAAUAUAUUUUAAUAAUUUUUGUUCUUACAAAUUAUAUUGGGUUUUUUUUUACCACGAGGGAUUUUUCGAGAAAUUUACUCGACGAAUUUUCAUCAAUUCAUUUAUUUUUUAAUUUUGGAAAAUCUGUGAGCAUUUUUCAAAAUUACAAAUUAUAUUGUAAAUUAAUCAAUUUCUAUUUUAUUGAUACAUAAAUUGGAAUUACUAAAAGUAUCUAAUUAUUAAUCAUAAUCUAUCAAAGAUGGAAGAAAACUGAAAAAGUUUAGUCGUAAAAAGAAAAGAGUAAACUAAUUGUUUUCCAUGCGCAUUUUGAUUAAUAUUCAAAUCACAAACAUCCAUUCGUGUUAGUAGAGAAAAAAGGAGGAAAGAAAUUUCAUUUUCCUUCAAUGAAAUAUCUUAAUAAAUACAGAUAAAUGAUAUCUAUUCAUAGAGGAAGACAUUUAAAUUUUAAAUCUAUAAUAUUAUGGGAGAGAAAAAAAUAUAAUUUUAUUGAGCAUAAGAGUAAUCUUUUUAUCAAAUAAUAAUCAAUCAAAUAAUAAUCUUAUCGAAAAAUCAUGGUGGCAACAUUCCUUAAUAUUUAUAUGGAUUGGUGAGCCACUUGUAUAAACAAGACAUUUUCUUGUUCUCCAAAAUUAUUCUCAGAUGAUCCCAUUUAACCAAACAGAGCUCGGUUAAAUGGAUAUAAAUGGAAUAUUUAUUAUUUAUUUCUAAUCUUCUUUUUAUUUAUCAUAGAAAAAGUAUUCAAGGAAUUCAAAAAUAAAAAAAUUACUUAAACUUAGUUUUCCAGAAACUUCAAUGAAAUAGAAAAUUUUUAGAAUUGAUUUAUCUAUUGAAAGAUCAUCAGAAUUCACCAAGGGCCGAUCUAUGUUUUAGAGGGCUCUUUUAUGAUGAAUGGAAAGCAAAAUAAAUGUCAUUUAUUUUUAUUAAAUGUUUAAUCUUUCAUUCGAGAAUUUCUUAAUAUGCAAAUGAAUUUUUGCAAAUAUACAUGCACUAUACCAAUAAAUGAUUAAAAGUGAGUAAAAGGUUGAAAAUACAAACCAUAAAUGAAAUCGAGAGAGCAUGAGCGACUAUUAAUAUUUUUAUAUUGAAUGUUAUUACAAAAAAGAUGAUGAUAGCAACUCACCUUUCUUAAUGUAUGUUUAUAAUUAUUUAUUAUAAAUAUAUUGUUGCAUUAUGAUAGUUGCACUUUUUCAACAAUUCAAACAAUUGGAAAUAUUUAUACAUAUAACAUAAAAUAUAUUUAUAUCAUCGACUUAUCUACAAACUAAGAAAAAAGUUGUUAUAAACGACUUUAAUAUCUAAGUAUUCUAUGCCCUUGAAACAUGUGAAGUCAAAAAUCAAUUUAUUUGAUUAAAUCGAUAACGCAAAUUGCCCAAAUCGUAGUAUCACUUCAAUAAAUCUGUUCCGUUUUUAAAUAUCCUGAUAACCAAAGGAUACUUUUUCAUUUCCAUUUCUUUUAACGAUCAUGAUUCAACCUUUUGUGAUAGACAAGAAGACAAACGCUACAGAAUUUCAAUUUUUGUUUAAUAAAAAAGAACUAAACAAAAAUCAUGUUUUUGUAUAUUUUUUAUAUUUAAAUUCUGACUAACUUACUGGAUGCAUUGACUUAAAUCAGCUUUUAAAGAAGCUUAUAACAUGAUGGAAUACUCGCUAAAAAUAUUGUAAUUGGAUGAUAAUUUUACUUUGACGUAUCUUCUUAUUUUGAACGUAAA
Messenger RNA from Clunio marinus, 5708 nucleotides. The record is from the annotation of a GenBank genome assembly. Lineage: Eukaryota; Metazoa; Arthropoda; Insecta; Diptera; Chironomidae.